UUGUUUUUUUUUUUUAUUUUUAAUCUCCUUAGAAAAACGAUGAAUGAGCUCGAGGAUCCCGAAGCACAUCCAUGGCGGAUAUAAAUUGUAAUCAAUCAAAGAAGGCGAUGGAUCCUUGACCCAAUCCAGUAAAUUUUCGAACGGCGAAGUUCAGUAUUGCUUCAUAGAUUAACCAAAUGAGUUCUUCUUCUUAUUCACUGCGUUCAUGCCCAAGCUCAAGUCUCUCUAUCAGGACCGGGAAAGCUUCGUGUUCUAGCAGACAUCUCUGCAAGCUAGGAUUCAGUCCGAAAUGGGCGUCGAUUAAUCCUAAACAAUGGAGAAAAUCGGCCAAUAGCUCUAGUCAUGAUUAUAGGUACGGGCCGGUGAGCUUUUGUGCUUUGAAAGAUGUGAAAUCUUCGUCUUCAACCUCUCGUAAUGGCAAUACUUUUGAGUUUGAUGUUGUGAUCAUUGGAGCGGGAAUUAUCGGGUUGACUAUUGCCCGGCAGUUUCUUAUGGAGUCGGAUUUGUCCGUCGCCGUCGUCGAUAAGGCCGUCCCUUGCUCUGGAGCUACUGGUGCAGGGCAGGGCUAUUUAUGGAUGGGGCACAAAUCACCUGACAGUGACAUUUGGGAACUUGCUUUGAGAAGUCACAGGCUGUGGGAGAGUCUGGCUGAGUCCCUGCGUGAUCAAGGCUUGAAUCCAUCGGAAGAAUUGGGUUGGAAAAAGACAGGGAGCUUGUUAAUUGGUAAAACACCUGAAGAGCUUGACAUGUUAAAGAGGAAGGUAAAGCAACUUUCUGGGGCCGGACUAGAAGUUGAGUACUUAUCUGUUGCUGAUUUGCUUUCCAUGGAACCAGCUUUGCUGAUCGGAAACAGCUGCGGGGCUGCCUUUCUCCCCAAUGACUGCCAAUUGGAUGCUCAUUGUACUGCAGCAUUUAUCGAAAAGGCCAACAGAAAUUUUGAAGGAAGAUAUGCAGAAUUUUUUCAUGAUCCAGUUACAGGCUUAUUAAGAUCUGGUAGCAAUGGAAAGAUAGAAGCUGUUCAGACGGCCAAGACUACGUUGUACAGUAAGAAGGCCAUUGUUUUAGCAGCUGGUUGUUGGAGUGGGACUUUGCUGCGUGAUUUACUCAGGGAAGAAAAAACUGUUUUGGAUGUUCCCAUAAUGCCAAGAAAGGGUCACUUGCUUGUCAUCGAGAAUUUUAAUUCCUUUCAUGUUAAUCAUGGUUUGAUGGAGGUGGGCUAUGUUAACCACCAAGCUUUAACUUCGGCUAAAGAUCUUGAACAUACCUCAUCCAUUUCAAUGACUGCCACUAUGGAUGUUCAAGGCAAUCUAGUACUUGGGAGCAGCCGUGAGUUUGCUGGUUUCAACACUGAUAUUAAUGAAUCCAUAAUUGCUCGUAUAUGGGAGAGAGCUUCAGAAUUCUUUCCCACGAUGAAAGAAAUCUCUUUUUCAGAGAUCAAAAGCAGCAGUAAAGUGAGAAUAGGUCUACGACCAUACAUGCUUGAUGGAAAGCCAGUGAUUGGGCCUGUUCCUGGUUUGUCAAAUGUGUUCCUUGCAUCUGGCCAUGAAGGUGGUGGACUUUCAAUGGCACUAGGGACUGCAGAAAUGAUUGUUAACAUGGUGCUGGGAAUUCCUGGGAAAGUUGAUCCCGCUCCUUUUUCAUUACAAGGACGAUGCUAAUAAAUGCUUACACCUUAUGAUUUAAUAACGGUAUUCUUGAUGGCUCCGAUCUCAUGUAAACCUGCCCCUUUUCCCCUUUCAAAGAGCCAACUUGUAGUUGAAGGUCAACAAUAUCGUAGCAACUCAGCAGUCCAUGUAUUUAAUGUUCUGUACCUUGACUUUCAGUAUCUGUAGCUCAUUUGUUCUGAGAAAUUUUUCCUGAAGUGGUGUGCCUUAAUGCAUAAACAUUUCUUAAUCUUUUUGGUUUAUAGUAU
Messenger RNA from Cucurbita moschata (crookneck pumpkin), 1912 nucleotides. Its product is annotated as glycine oxidase. The transcript is spliced from 9 exons. The coding region runs from base 177 to 1658 and encodes 493 amino acids. Gene Ontology annotation, molecular function: oxidoreductase activity. Gene Ontology annotation, cellular component: cytoplasm. NCBI's taxonomy places the organism in Eukaryota, Viridiplantae, Streptophyta, Magnoliopsida, Cucurbitales, Cucurbitaceae. The record is from RefSeq and is a predicted model, not a curated record.